Molecule: messenger RNA, 4871 nt
Organism: Dicentrarchus labrax (European seabass)
Lineage: Eukaryota; Metazoa; Chordata; Actinopteri; Moronidae
Product: zinc finger protein 518A
Exons: 3
Coding region: 323-3223 (966 amino acids)
Source: RefSeq, a predicted model, not a curated record
GUGCAGACGAGCUUUAAUGUGCAAAGAGGUUUAUUUAAUGCUCAUCUGAAACGCUCUUUUACACCAUUUUGGGCGUCGUUUUACAGCAUGCUGACAGAAUGAACUCUCCAUUCCUGCACUGAGAGCAGUGUUUGCAUUAAACAAGCCUUGGUGUUUGUGUGCAGCUGCAGGCCCGGGACAGGACGGCUCUCUGUUGGAGGCACCAGGCUAAAGGCUAAAGGCUAAAGCAGCUCAGAGACUGUAAUCCCCGUAUGAAACCAUCAUGGCUGCCACUCGCUGAGCUGUCAAGCUCUCCACAAAAGAAAAGAAACCUUUUGAAACCAUGGAUUCUGUGGAUAUUGGCGCAGUUACCUCCACAGGAGGCAAUAAACAGCGUGUCAACAAGAAGAAUAGAGAUUGGCACAAACGGCUCCACCUCAGGAAGACUGCCGUUCAGCCCCCAACUAUGCAAAGUGAAGAUAAGCGUGGACCAAAGAAGAUAGCAGAGGAGUGGGAGCAAAGCGCAGUGUGGCCUUCAUCAAAGAAGCCCCCCCAGGAAGCACAGCAGAGGACAAAUGACAGCGGAAAUACACUCAGGUUCACAUGCUCUCAAUGUACGGACAACUUGGAAUAUGUUCACAGAGACUUAGUGAGACACUUUGAGGAAAAGCACAGAGGGAGCCCACCAGUCUUUUCCUGUCAUAUGUGCACUUUCAGUACACAUGAGUUCUCCUACCUUCAGGUUCAUCUUUUAAGCCACAAAGACACUUUUUCUAGUUGCAGCGUUUGUAAUGACAAUGUUCAACGCACAUGGCCUGAAUUCAGCGCACACCUGACUAUGUGUCACUGCCAAAAUGACAAAUAUUCAUGUGAAAUGUGUCCAAAAUUCUCCACAGGCGAUGUUAGAGUAUUUUUAGGGCACAUGUAUGCACAUAAUCUGGGCCUGGACGGAGCCAGUGAUGAUCUAUCGCUGCACACAAAGGACAAGAAUAAGUUUGGGCCCAAAACAACCACUCAAGCUUUGCGUUGUCAGCACUGUGGCUACGAGGCAUCUCACAAAUUAUUGAUUACGAAGCACAUUAAAGCCGCCCAUGUUAGCCAGAACGGUAAUCAGAGGAAGAAGAAAAAGAAGGAGGUUCAUUCCAUAGCGAGUGACCCAAUCCCAAAAAUUAAGCCUCGAUUAACAAGAAGUGCAGUUAGGGAAAUGUGCUGGCUGACACAGGACUGCCUUUCUCUGCCAGGGAGAGAAUUCCUGGAUAAAUACUGCCAUCUGUCAGAUCCACAGACAACACUAGAGGAGACUCAACAGUUUUUGAUGAAAUCUGUUGCCGGGGAAACCGGUGACCAGAAAUGGACCAAGGCUCUUAAAACUGUUUUGACAAAUGUCCCUCAAGAUAUGAAUCUUCACCCGAAGUCUGAGAAUGGAAUAAUGUCGAACUCGUCAGAUCUUACUGUGCUGACGGUCAAGAACAAGAUAACGGUGGCUCAGAACGGUGCUACUUAUGCCAAAAAGUUGAAAAUGAUGACCUCGUCAGAUAAGGAAACGGUUUCCCCUGAAAGUGCUGCUGAUGAUGCUCAUUGUGUCGUUGACCAAAAUGGAUGUCAGUCAAAUUUGAACGAUCAUACGCCUUGUCCACAGACUGAAACCAAACUCACUAACGAGGUCUCGAUGCCAGCGGAGAAUGAGCUGUCUGAGUGCGCUCAAAUGCAGGAAAACUGUGAGAAUCAGAAAUUACAGACUGAUCAGAAAGUCGAGGAACAUGGUCAAGGAAAUGAGGAGCCUAUGCAUGAGGACGGGGUUAAAAUCUCCAGUGAGCUGAAGUUGACAAAUGAUAGCGAAGAGCCGACAUCCGUUCAUAAAGUUGUACCAAAAAAUAAGAGACGCAAAAGAAGACGAAAAAGAAAGGCCCGAUCUAAAAGAGUGAAUAAAAUAUCAGCAGGAUUGGCCUUAAAGAUAGUUUUGAAGAAGAAUCCGGUGAAGGAGAAGCAGUGGGUGUCACAAAGCUCUUUGUCUCCAUCAGGAGGGGGUCCGACGGAUGAUGGACUGCCGAUCCCUCGUACAACAUUGGAGGAGACGGUGCCGAUUCUUCAAAAUGAAGUAAACCAGCAGAAACGGACAAAAGCUUCCAAGACUGACCCGCACAACCCCUCUGAAGCCAUCACUUCAAUUCCUCGAUCGAAGCCAAGAGAAGAACUAACCCCUAGUUGUGCUGCAAAGCCAAUGGGGUCUAAGAAUAUAGAAGGAAACUCGGCUGUCACGCUCGAAGGCUCGCUGUCAACGCAUCAAGAAAUGCAAGACGAGGCAGAGAAGUCACUGCAAUUCCUGGAAACCAAAGUUGACGUGAGCGGUUUAGCUGGUAGGACAGGCCAGUCGAAUUCAAGGGCUGCAGCCGUGACUGAAGUAGAGGUGGUGUGCCCCGAGAGCGCACGGCUCCAAACAUCAGGCAGUGGCAGGGGCCGCCAUGUGUCGGACAAUAAGAUGAGUACAGCCUCUGAUGGAGUGACUCCUCGUAGCAGUUACACCAAGUCUUCCCCUGCUUCCCAACCUGUUAUCACACCACAGGAUGAGAUAAACUCUGAAGAUGUAAGCCUUGCCCUCUCUUCAGAGCAGAGUGUCGAGUCGAUGAGAGACAGAGAAGUGCCUGCAAACUCCUGCCCAGAUCUUCUCAGCAACACCAACCUGCCUGCAGGGAAAGCCAUCCAACAGGAGCCAUCACCAGCCCCUGGGCACCAGUGGCAGCUGGUCCCAAAAAACCAGGAGAGGACCCUGAAGUUAGUAGCCAUAAAUCCAUCUCAGUUGGUAAAGCGUCCAGCGGGAGACCAGCCCGUUGUGGUGCUAAAUCAUCCAGACGCUGACAUCCCCGAGGUCGCCAGGAUUAUGGAGGUCGUGAACAGAUACAGAGGGGAGGUGCAGAAGGUCUUACUGUCACAGAGGACCGUGAACGCGCUUUCAGCUAUGAACAGCAAGCUCCCUAAGACGGAUGACCCGACGGAUGCCCGACCCGAUUCUGCCAGGCAUGGGAAAAACUCUGUACAGGAGAGGUUCAUGUUGAAAUUGAAAUUUCGUAGGUUGAGCAGGAAAAAGUACGAAGUGGUCGGCGUGACCUCUCCCAGCAGGGAUGCCGCCGCGACCAAGUUUCGCUGCUGGUUUUGCGGCAGGGUCUUUGCAAGUCAAGAAACGUGGAUGGUCCAUCGGCAGCGACAUCUGAUGGAGUGGAAAAGGCCAAACUGUGAAAACUCUUAAAUGUCGCAUACACUGGAUGAUAUACAGCCUGGAAAAAGAUGACUUUGCAAUACAACAAAACAAUAAUGGAAACGCUGAUAGCCAGGCUCCUCAUUUAUUUUUUUUAAAGUCUUAAUUAUGAUUGGUCGUUUUUUGAGGAGAAUCACAUGAUUAUCUCGCUUCCUGGAGGGUUUACAUUCUCAGGGUAAUUUAAACAUUUACCUGUUGUCUCUCUCCCAGUUUGAGUAGCUGCAAACUCUUAUGUAGGUUAUUUGCAAAGCCACAAGGACGUGGUCUGGAUCAUUUAGUUGUUUGUAUUGUUUGUACUUUGUCUACGCAAUAGCUUUAUUUAAGGUGAUUUAAGUACACUGUCUUAUGGAAUCUUUUUAUAGAACACUGUAAUAUGUAUAUUUGCCAUAACACCUGAAUUUUAUGAAUCAGUUAUGUACGGGUAGGCUAUACAGCGUGGUAGCUAUCAUAUUUAUGUUUCUGGAAUGGGACGCAGAGACCCACAAGUUACUCAGAUAUACCAAAACUGUGUGUUUAAAAAAAAAAAAAAAAAAGACAAUAAGCUGUUUUAUUCAACAUUUAUUUAUGACUUUUAGGUUUAGCCUUUAUAUGCUUUUCUUUAUGCUUCUUUGGGCCAUUGGAAGAAUCGGUGCAUUUAUAUUUUUUUUGUAUAAUAAAAUCCAAAUUAUGUUCAAAUAUAGUAUUAUCUGUAAGGUAUAUUUUGAUGCUUUCACUCAGUGGAAGCAGAUUUCCCUAAAGACACGAUUGAUUUAAAAUAGUAAGCCUGUGUUUGUGGCGUCGAUGAAAUACUAGCAAAAUGACUUCUUUUUAAAUUUAGAUUGAAGAGGCCUAGAUAAUAUGAUCAUGUAUAUUUUUCCAAUGAGUUUCCUCUCUUUUGACUUGAAAUGAUAAUCUUAUCUUUUAAUUGCACUAUGAAAGGAGGAUUUAUAUUUCCCGUUACCUCACCUUAUCAGGCCUAAGCCUUUGACAAUCUCAACCAGUGUCCUCCUGUGGCUAAACAUUUCCUUAUGCAGCCAUGGUCCCUCAGUAUUCUCAGCAAGGGAACUGUGGCUCCUGUGUGUGUAUGUAUGUGUAUGUAUGUGUGUGUGUUAGUCAAUGACCAUUGGACAGAUGCACCUGUCCCGUGUGCUGAUGUUUAGCAUCUAUUCUUGUCUCUGGAGCGCACACCUUAGUGUCAGUAACUGUGUGUGUGUGUGCGUGUGCGUGUGUGUGCUUUUUUCAAUUUAGAUAAGAGAUUUAUAAUUGUGUAUAUAGUCCAGAUAGAGGUACUGUAAAAUAUGACCUGAGAACUUUCACCAAGUGCCUAGGAUGUUUUGUUAUGCACAAACAAAGCAAAUGUGCAUGAGUAUCAUAGCAUUACUUGUUGACCACAAAAUAAAAGAACCAGUUUGCCAGUUCCUGGUGGCAUUGUGUGAUGACUAGAGAUGUAUGCAACACAGGAAGUAUUUUAUUAAAACAAAAUAUACAACCUUGUAUUUUUGGCUCCCCAAUGUAUUGCUGUCAUCAACAAAUUAUUUGUCUGCGUGCUGUCUGUAGCUGCAGUAACACUGUCUCGUCCUUUGCAUUUAUUUUAAUACACUGUUUACUGACUGAGCAUUUAAAAAAAAUAAACAUUUUAAUAAAACAUGAGUUAAAAAGU